CAAGUCCAGUCGUCAAAGAAAAAAGAAAACAAACCAAAUUCGCCCGUGGCGCUACUCAUAAGAUAUUAUUUUACAUUUUAUUGACGGUUUGCUGUUUACAAUUUGGUUGAAAGUCUAUGACAUUGCUAUAAAGCUGAUGGUCCAGGAAAAACGCAGCUGUUAAGAUGUUCUAAAAUUGAUUUCUUCCCAAGUAAUACCUUCAAAUCUGCACAAAAAAUGCUGCCAAGAGUUUUAAUUCGGACGCUGAGUCUGCGUGCCGCGAGCGAAGGAUUAAAACAACGCUUUUGGUCCUCGACGGCGGUUCUGGGCUCGGCAAAGAACUGGAAGGUUGUAGAAAAAGUUGCCGACCGACAGGUGCCGCCCCUUUCCAACGUGACCAUCAACUCGUCCGACUGCCCCGUCGUCGUGUGUCCUGCUGACCCUCAACAGUAUCCGGACAGUGACCGACUGCUCAUCUACCUGUUGAAGGACCAGGAAAACGAUGCCACAGACUUGCAGCUCGUGCAGGCCACCCCGAAUUCUUUCAACAUCGACGUUCACGGCAGCACCGAAGAGCAGAAGACCCUCGAGAUCCACGUUCCUGUCCAGAGCAAUGUCAGUGCUUUUUGCAGUGGCGGUGGAGACGUUUCUGUAAAAUAUUUGCAUUCCGACCGAUUGGCUGUGGUCACCUCCUCAGGAAGCAUUUCCACCAAGGACAUCCGAUGCAGCGAAAUCGUCCUGGCCACUCAGGGCGGGUCCGUUGCUUGCACUGGCGUCCUUCAGGGAAAGAUUAAUAUAAAAGCCAUGUCUCAAGGGACAAUCAGCUGUCAGAGACUGCAAGGACCACUGGCAAACCUGGAAAGUGAACAAGGUGACGUUAGUAUUGCAUCUGACUACUGUGAUAGGUCAUCAGUAACAACACACUCAGGCAGCGUCAAGUUUGGCAGCUUGCACCGAAAGUGCAAGGUGGAAAUUACGGGCAAAGCUGACUUAAUUGCAGCUGGGCUUGAUGGGCGCCUGCAGGCCGUGGUAAGAGAAGGAAACGCGGACGUGCAAGUAAGCAACCUGGUGGGCCACUCGAACAUCGAGUUGGGCAAAGGCAACGUGAAACUGCGCCUCGGCGAAACGGACAACAACCUCAUCCGGCUCAGCGCGGACCGGGUGAACAUGUGUGGCGAGUUUGGAGCUGAAAACUCAAGCGAAAAUGGGAAGAAUCUCGUCCGGUUUGGCCGCAAAGGUGACGGCCAGGGCGAUCUCAAGGUCAGCGUGCUCGAGGGCGAAAUCUUGGUGGAAAAGUCGUCCUGGAUCGCUAGUCUCAACUUGAAUAAAAAAUAUAACUAACUGAAUGACACUGGAAUUAAAUAACUUAUCAUACAGAUGAGCCUCAUGCACAAAUAAAAUCUAUUGUUAUCAUGUGUA
Molecule: messenger RNA, 1398 nt
Organism: Cloeon dipterum
Lineage: Eukaryota; Metazoa; Arthropoda; Insecta; Ephemeroptera; Baetidae
Product: protein FAM185A-like
Exons: 5
Coding region: 217-1320 (367 amino acids)
Source: RefSeq, a predicted model, not a curated record